Suhomyces tanzawaensis NRRL Y-17324 is the source of this 165-nucleotide messenger RNA. RefSeq lists its product as uncharacterized. The record is from RefSeq and is a predicted model, not a curated record. The transcript has a single exon. NCBI's taxonomy places the organism in Eukaryota, Fungi, Ascomycota, Pichiomycetes, Serinales, Debaryomycetaceae. Bases 1 to 165 code for a protein of 54 amino acids.
AUGAGGCCAGAGGUUCCCGAACUAACGAAAAAUAGUUUGUAUGUGCAUAGACUCGCAAUCUUAAUUCUCGGAUUUGUCAAUCAUGUGGACAAUCCGAUUGACCGUAAACUAGAUCUCGAAGACCAGAUUAUUCAUUAUUCGAGAAAUGGUAUGCUCUGGCCAUAA